This is a messenger RNA of Colletotrichum graminicola M1.001, 747 nucleotides long. RefSeq lists its product as uncharacterized. Gene Ontology annotation, molecular function: N-terminal protein N-methyltransferase activity. Gene Ontology annotation, biological process: N-terminal protein amino acid methylation. The coding region runs from base 1 to 747 and encodes 248 amino acids. The record is from RefSeq and is a predicted model, not a curated record. Gene Ontology annotation, cellular component: cytoplasm. Lineage: Eukaryota; Fungi; Ascomycota; Sordariomycetes; Glomerellales; Glomerellaceae. The transcript has 3 exons.
AUGCCCACCAGCAACCGAGAGGCAGCCACAGCCACAGCCACAGCCGCAGCGCCGACGGCGGCGUCAGCAUCAGUACAGACAUCAUCCACACCGCCGCCAGACGCCAAGAUCAGCGCCGCCGAUGGCCGGUCCUACUGGCAGGGCGUCGAUGCCGAUGUCAACGGCAUGCUGGGCGGUUUCCCCUACAUCAGCAAGGUCGACCUGCAGGGCUCGCGUAACUUUCUUGCCAAACUGGGCAUUGGCUCGAAGAGCGGUCUGCGGCCGGUGAGCCGCGCUCUGGAAGGCGGGGCCGGCAUCGGUCGCAUCACCGAAGGUUUCCUACUCGAUGUAGCCCAACAGGUUGACGUCGUCGAGCCCAUUGCAAAGUUCACCGCUGCUCUCCGGGAGAAACCCGGCGUCGGGUCUGUGUUUAACAUCGGCCUCGAGGAGUGGAGACCCCUCGAGGGCACCUCAUACGACCUUGUCUGGAACCAAUGGUGCCUGGGCCAUCUGACCGACGACCAGCUCGUUGACUACAUGCGUCGUUGCAAGCAAGUGGUUGCCCCCAAUGACGGUCUCAUCGUCGUCAAAGAGAACCUGAGCACUAGCGGCGUCGAUCUGUUCGACGAGGUUGACAGCAGCGUCACGAGGGUGGAUGACAAGUUCCGCGCCCUCUUCGAACAAGCGGGUCUCCGCCUCAUAAAGACGGAACUGCAACGUGGCUUUCCCAAGGAACUGUUCCCGGUUCGGAUGUACGCGCUCAAGUAG